Messenger RNA from Hirsutella rhossiliensis, 1407 nucleotides. Its product is annotated as tRNA synthetases class I (W and y) domain-containing protein. Lineage: Eukaryota; Fungi; Ascomycota; Sordariomycetes; Hypocreales; Ophiocordycipitaceae. Gene Ontology annotation, molecular function: tryptophan-tRNA ligase activity; acireductone dioxygenase [iron(II)-requiring] activity; ATP binding. Gene Ontology annotation, biological process: mitochondrial tryptophanyl-tRNA aminoacylation. The record is from RefSeq and is a predicted model, not a curated record. Gene Ontology annotation, cellular component: mitochondrial matrix; mitochondrion. The coding region runs from base 1 to 1407 and encodes 468 amino acids. The transcript is spliced from 7 exons.
AUGAAGGCAUACAUGUUUGACAACUCUCCGGGUGACCAGCGUCUCCCUCACGACUCGGGACGCGCUAUAAGUGUUAACGAGUUAAAUAAGCUUGGGGUGCUAUUCUUUUACCUCCCCGAGAUGGACGACGUCGAUAAGCUAGCGGCGGAGCGAGGCUAUAAGAAUCGCGACGAAAUUACCGUAUCGCCCGCUACGAUGGGAGCCGUAUACGAGGAUAAGGUUAAAACAUUCUUCGACGAGCACCUACACGAGGACGAGGAGAUUCGCUAUAUCCGCGGCGGGCAGGGAUACUUCGAUAUCCGAAGCAAGGAAGAUAACUGGAUACGCGUUAAGCUUGAGAAGGACGAUCUAUUAAUUCUGCCGGCGGGCAUCUAUCACCGUUUUACUACGGAUGAAUCUAACCCCACCGGUGUCCCUCACCUAGGCAACUAUGUUGGCGCGUUGCGGCAAUGGGUGCAACUACAGCACCAGCACGACGCUGACACGAGGCUCGUAUAUUCCAUCGUCGAUCUCCACGCCAUCACAAUUCCGCAAUCACCCGAGAAGCUCAGGAAACAGCGGCGCGAGAGCCUCGCCGCGCUCCUUGCCAUCGGUGUCGACCCGGAUCGCUGCACCGUCUUCUACCAGUCCUCCGUUCCCGCGCACUCGGAGCUCAUGUGGAUCCUCUCUUGCACCGCAUCUGUCGGCUACCUGUCGAGAAUGACACAGUGGAAACAAAAGCUCAAUCUGUCGCCGACGUCUCAGCUGGCCGAACGCCCCGUCGGCUCGCGACUCAAAUUGGGGCUCUUUUCUUAUCCUGUCCUGCAGGCAGCCGACAUUCUCGUUCACAGAGCUACCCACGUACCCGUUGGCCAUGACCAGCAACAACAUCUAGAGUUUGCCCGCGAAUGCGUUACCAAUUUCAACCAUUCGUACGGUCCGCAUCUUGUCCAUCCCGAGACCAUUACCCCCACGGUGCAUCGCAUCAUGUCUCUCACCGACCCCAAAUCAAAAAUGUCCAAGUCGGACCAGAGCGAGCGCUCGCGCAUCUUGAUCACAGACACGCCAGAGGAAAUCCAAGCCAAAGUGGCCUCGGCCCAUACUGACUCCUUCCCUGGCAUUUCCUACGAUGUGGCAGCUAGACCUGGAAUCUCCAAUCUGCUCGACAUCCUGUCCAUCUUUGACACGCAGCGACGCAGUCCAGCCCAGCUUGCCGAGGACUACAGCGAUGCCCAGCCACGUCAGUUUAAGGCCUUGGUCUCGGACGCCGUCUGCCAGGGCCUGUACGGCAUCAGCAGCCGCUACCUGGAGCUUCUCGAUACCGACAAAGGAGGCUACCUUGACCAUGUUGAAGCCGAAGGCACGCGCAAGGCACGCCAAAGCGCUGAGGAGACAAUGGAGAUUGUGAGGUCUGCCGUGGGCCUCUGA